UAUUCACCAAUAAUAAUAACUCUCGGUUGAAGCAGCUCGAUCAGAGUAAACUGAACGUGAGUUGAAUUAGAGGUAAAAGUAGGGCCGCCCAGUAGCCUUAAAUUGCUACGCUUUCCUUUUCUUCUACUGGUAUGACUACCAUUUGCGAGCACCUGAAAUUGAAAACCAAACCAAAACCAAACCAAACCAACGACGGUUAAAGCCAAACCAAUCCAUCUCUCAUUCUCUCUCUCUAAGCCUCUUUAUAAGCCUCUUGACAUGAAUUCACAGCACCGGCAACGGAAACACAGAGCUGCCGGGAACUGACCCAGACACCAAAACGACAUCGCUUGGACUCUGACGCAUUGUAGCACUUGAAAAUGGUACAAGAUAAUUAUGGUGAACAAGCAGAGAUGGAGAGCUCUGGAGGCCGUUCGGUUGUGGUCGGAGUGAAGCUGGACGCCAAGAGCAGAGAGCUGCUUACUUGGGCUCUGGUCAAAGUGGCUCAGCCUGGUGACCGUGUGAUUGCUCUGCAUGUUCUUGGUAAAAAUGAAAUUGUGGAUCAAGAUGGGAAGUCGUCGCUUCUUUCCCUUGUCAAAGCGUUCGACUCUGUUCUUGCCGUCUAUGAAGGUUUCUGCAACUUGAAACAGGUGGAUCUCAAGCUUAAAAUCUGCAGAGGAGCAUCAGUCAAAAAAAUUUUAGUCAGGGAAGCAAAUUCUUAUACUGCAAGUAAGGUUAUAGUGGGCACUGCUCAGAACCACCAUAAAAUCCGGUCAUCGACCACCGUUGCCAAGUACUGUGCUAAGAAACUGUCCAAGGAUUGUGGGGUUCUUGCUGUAAAUAAUGGGAAAGUUGUGUUCAGCAGAGAGGGCUCUCAAAAAACUUAUUGUGACCCCCAAGGAAGUGAAGAGCAUCGCCGAAAUGGUUUGCUCACUGCAUUUCACCGAUCACUGCAUAAGUCUUCCAAAGUACUCAAUGAAGGCGGUGACAGUGUGGCCUUAAAGGACACAUAUGGUCCGGUCGAUUGUCAGAAAUUGGAGCAGGGAUUUGCUAAACUCUUUUUGGAAUCUUCUGAGACUGUUGCAAAACAGAAAUGCUCAAUAUGUUCACGGCCCUCUGUGGAUAAUUCUUGUCACCAGUCUGCAGUGGAGUCUUCUGCGGAUGACGGUGAAGAUAGAUCUAUGGCUAUAGUGCCAGUACAGAAAGAAGAGGAAGCAGCAGCAAGUUCUAUUUCUAUGUUGAUCAGAGAAUUACCUGAAGCGAGACCUGGUUGGCCACUGCUUCGACGGGCUGUAUUACCAGACCAGCAAAUUUCAGAGAGGUCUCUGGUCCGGAAGAUCUCAGUAGUUCAGUGGGCAAUGCAGUUGCCCAGUAGGCAGCCUUCAGCUACCUCCAAUUUUGAUGAUAGAAAAAGUAGUUGUGAUCCAGGUGAAGAUCAACCUUUCUGUUUGAAUGGAGAAAGUGGUGCAAUUGUUGCAGUGGGUAGUGAGGCAGUGACUGCCCCUCCUUCACCAGACCACAGUUCAAAAGGCCUGCCUAAAGAAUUGGAGGGUUUGCAUGAGAAGUACUCGGCUACUUGCAGAUUGUUCACCUACCAGGAACUUCAGUCAGCAACAUCAUAUUUCUUGGCUGAAAACUUCAUUGGGAGAGGCGGUAGCAGUCAAGUUUAUAGAGGCUGCCUUCCUGACGGCAAAGAACUUGCUGUGAAAAUCUUAAAACCAUCUGAAGAUGUAUUGAAGGAGUUUGUUUUGGAAAUAGAGAUUAUUACUACCUUAAACCACAAUAACAUUAUUUCCCUUUUGGGGUUCUGUUUUGAGGAUAACAAUCUUCUCUUGGUUUAUGAUUUCUUAUCAAGAGGAAGCCUUGAAGAGAAUCUCCAUGGAAGUAAGAAGGAUCCGCUUACGUUUGGUUGGAAUGAGAGAUAUAAGGUUGCUGUGGGUGUAGCUGAGGCCUUGGAUUAUCUGCACACCAGCAGUGCUCAACCUGUAAUCCACAGGGAUGUCAAGUCAUCCAAUAUUCUACUAUCUGAUGAUUUUGAGCCACAGCUCUCUGAUUUUGGACUGGCAAAAUGGGCAUCAACCUCCUCUUCACAUAUAACAUGCACUGAUGUUGCAGGCACCUUUGGCUACUUGGCUCCUGAAUACUUUAUGUAUGGCAAAGUAAACGACAAGAUUGACGUAUAUGCAUUCGGUGUCGUACUCCUUGAGCUUCUUUCUGGAAGAAAGCCUAUAAGCAGUGACUAUCCAAAAGGCCAUGAGAGCCUGGUCAUGUGGGCCAAGCCAAUUCUAAGCGGUGGGAAGAUGUCUCAACUAUUAGAUCCGUGUUUAAGCAAUAACUACAACCAGGAGCAGAUAGAGAGAAUGGUUUUAGCAGCCACUCUUUGUAUAAGACAUGCCCCACGAGCUAGGCCCCAAAUGAGCUUUAUUGUGAAGCUCCUUCAAGGUGGUGCAGAUGUGAUUAAGUGGGCAAGGCUACAAGUUCAUGCUCUGGAGGAAUCCGAUGUGCCUGAGGACGAAGCAUGUCCACGUUCGAAUCUGCAGUCUCACCUUAACCUUGCACUGCUUGAUGUGGAGGAUGACUCACUCUCCAUGAGCAGCAUUGAGCAAAGUGUCUCUUUAGAGGACUACCUGAAAGGCCGGUGGAGCCGCUCAUCAAGCUUUGACUAAUCAACAAUUUUACUGGCACAAUGCUCUAGUAAUUUCACUUCCCAUUUGUGUGAUUCAUUUGUAUAUUAAUCCCCCUCAAGAAAGAGAAAAAGAAAACUAAAAACAGUGGUUUUCACAUCUUCUCCAAGUGGUUGGCUUAUAGUUAUAGAUGGGUUUAGGAUGAGAGGUUGUUUCUGUGUGUGCCCCCCUCCUUCCCUACAGUCAUAAAACUAGUCCUUGUUUAUUGGGCUGGUUUUCCUUUUACAUGUUUUUUGGUUUUCUUUUUUCGUUUGUCUUAAUAGUGUCAAUUUACUUCUUGGUCUCAAUUAGACCAAGAGUUGGACACUCUUGUAAUGUUGAAAGAUGUAAUUCUGGAUGGUUUUUCAUUUUGCUAAGAGUGAGCACAAGCCUGAAAUAUGAGUGAUUCUGCUUA
Prunus avium (sweet cherry) is the source of this 3057-nucleotide messenger RNA. Its product is annotated as protein kinase STUNTED. Gene Ontology annotation, molecular function: protein kinase activity; ATP binding. Lineage: Eukaryota; Viridiplantae; Streptophyta; Magnoliopsida; Rosales; Rosaceae. The record is from RefSeq and is a predicted model, not a curated record. Gene Ontology annotation, biological process: protein phosphorylation.